GUGCGGUCGCACCUUCGAUUUGGUCUCUUGAUACAGCUCUUCGGAGUACGGAGUUUCUUCGGCGCCUCAGGCUGUUCAGUGUUGAGCCCGUAAAAAGAGGAAGCCGUGCCUGGAGCCCAUAGAAGGCUAAUUUGAGAUAUUUUUUGCGCGGAAUGAACUGCGGAAUGACUGAACGGAAUUAACAGCUCAACGGCACGUGCCUUCAAGGAACAUGUGAUUUUUAGUGGACUUUUACGGCUUGAAACAAGGUGAAUUGCGAUUUCGGUUUCACAAACGGGAUUUAUAUUGUGAAUGAAUCUGCAGGAAAACAAAAUAAAUUUUUUAGUGAAGUGUAUGUUAAGCUGCAAUAAACCAGUGAAAUCAGCAAAAUUGUAAAAAAAAUUCUUCCUAAUCAGUGCCACAACCCGGAAUAGAUGAAAUCUCUCUGAGAAAAGUUUGCCGAACCAGAUCUACCUCUCCCUUUUGAAUAUCAAAAGCUACCAUUAGGAUGGAAAUACGAUGGAACUGGAUUGCACCAACGCUCCUUAUAGUGAUCUGUCAUAUGGCAGUGACACACGACAUGGUGGAUUCUCGAGAUAGUGUAGACUUAAAUGUUGUCCCUCUUAGUACGAUCCGCAGUAAAGGCAGCCAAAGUAGUACACAGCCCGCUUUGGAAGAGUCGAUCGUUUUAAAAGGCGAUUCCGGAAGACAAGCCCUUAACCAUGGGGAUUCUACUGAAACACUCGGAAAUGUAAACAGUGAACUAGAAAGUACGCAUGGUAGUACUACAAAAAAGGUGAAAAAAUAUGCAGCAAAAGAGAACAAAAAGUAUCGCAAAAAGUACAUUUCUAACGGAGAUUACCGAGAAACAACAUCUCAGCCAUCCGGUGAACCAUUAAUUCGAGAACAUAGAACUGCCGGCGAUAGUGAAGAUGAGCAGACGGAAAAAACAUCGAAAAAGUUUUCGGAUGAAUCUAACAAACCACAUAGUCGCAAGAAACGGCUGAUUUGGGUUACGGACGACGGAAGGCUGGCACUUCCUCCCGGAACCACGUUGACUAUCGCUCCGACGAUUGCACUACCCUUCGUCCGGUAUCCGCCGACGGGAUUUCUUUCCAACAUCUCUGUCAGUUUACCGAUAACAAUUGAUUUCGACAAGCUAGGUCUGACGGACAACCAGAAUCCGCUGGGUGUGCUGCCGCCACUGUUCGCUCGGUCGAUGGGCCGUGCCGCGGGCAGUUUUCUGGCGGAUUAUGUUUCCGAUUACAUGCGCAACCGAAGGCGCAAGCGAAGUGUACCCAGCUUUGGCGGCAGCGACAAGUUCAAGAUCACCGCAAACGUUAUAGACGAGGACGGUGACGAUAACGAUGGCGAGCGGCUACCGCCCGAGUUGCCCGAGGAGCACAAGCAUGCUUUUCAUGGAGGAGAAAGAGCGUUACUUUACACUGUGGUAGAGGAUUUCAUCGCCAAUUUUGGCCUUGAUGGGAAAGCGUGUAUGUUGCGAGCCAUUUGUGAGGUGCAUUCCAAGCCGGUGGAGAACUUUGGACUGGUCGGCGAAUUUUUGAAACUGUUUUUCACAGCAUCUCUGUCGCCUUACUCCGAACACCUAAGCGAGUAUGUAUCGGCAGAAAAUAUUGGCAAAGGGAAAACGGGCCCCGGUGAAUGUUUUCCGUACUACAAAGAUUGUCCGAGAAGUCUAUUUCGAACGCCGAGUGAGUUUCAAAAACGCUACUCUGCCACCGGGGAAACUGGUGAGUCGUCAAACGGACAGGAUGGUCUAUACGAGGACAGUAUAGAUGAUUUUGAACGCGAGAUUCGCAGUUCAGGUAAACCGGAAUCAACGGUAGAAUCCAAAGACGAAGCCAUGAUACAGUUAGACAGCAUUCUGAGCGAAAUAGCGAUGUAAACGGAGUCACUGUGCGUUUUGAUAUCACAGCUGAAGUAUUUACUGGAAAUGUGUGUAUUGGUGAGUUUUCUUUCAGAAAUAGUGUGUACACUAUGACAAUGAAAUAUUGGAAACAACGCUUGUUUGGUAUGUACUAUAUAAGGACUGUGCGUUUGAAUGUGCGGUUAAUUUAUCGACUUGAAUGCAAUUAUUGUUAAUCCAGUGUGAACGAUUUCAUAAUUUGAAGUUAUAGGUAAACAUAGAAUUCAAUAUUGCAGCUGUGCUUUGUGACCAUAUAAUAUAAGUAGCAUACAAUAUCUCAUCGGAAACCUAGGUGAUAGAUAUGUAUGUAAGUAGUAGCUUUACUAAGAUUUAGGACAUUAUUUGAAAAAUGCUAGAUUAGGGGAACGUAAAACUGUUUAUGUACGUGAUAUCUUUCCACGAAACAACUCAUUAUAAAUCAAAGAACUUAAUAUACAGCAUUAGUUUACUGUUUUGGCAAAAGUUGACCACAAUCAGUUUUUCUAUUUAAUUUUUAAUUGUUGCAAUUUUAACAAUAUCUCAUAUAUCCUGUUGGUGAUACGAACAUUAUAACAUGUCUCGUUUAAACAUAAAAUUUGUAGUUGGGUAUAUCCAUUGAAAUUUUCUUUAUUACAUCACUAUUAUUUAAGAAUCUUGCUACAAAUCAUGUUUUGUUUUGAAGAUUUGUUAAAAAGAAGUUUUUUUUUUAUAAAAAGCACAUAGU
Sabethes cyaneus is the source of this 2609-nucleotide messenger RNA. RefSeq lists its product as uncharacterized. The coding region runs from base 488 to 1885 and encodes 465 amino acids. The record is from RefSeq and is a predicted model, not a curated record. The transcript has 5 exons. Lineage: Eukaryota; Metazoa; Arthropoda; Insecta; Diptera; Culicidae.